Entamoeba invadens IP1 is the source of this 1485-nucleotide messenger RNA. RefSeq lists its product as hypothetical. Bases 1 to 1485 code for a protein of 494 amino acids. The transcript is spliced from 2 exons. The record is from RefSeq and is a predicted model, not a curated record. NCBI's taxonomy places the organism in Eukaryota, Evosea, Mastigamoebida, Endamoebidae.
AUGACAAAAAUGAAAAUACGUUUAGAUGGGUAUCAUGCGAUGGUUGUUUCAAAAUAUUUUCAAACACGUCGUGAUUUUUUCAGCUAUGUUUUGGUAUGUAAAAAAUUUAGAGAUACACUUAUGAAGUAUCACACCAAUCCAAUACCUCUUGGUUUCAACACAAUUAAUUAUUUUGAAAAAAUUGAAACUCUUAACAUUUGGUGUCCUUCUGAUGAAACUUUUGGCAACCAAAUUCCCAUUUGCAAAAGGUCAUAUACCAACAAGAAAAUCGACUUUUUUAAAAUAGUUGUCUGGUUCACCGUUUCAUACAACACAUCUCUAAACACUUUAAAUGGUCUUGUUGUGUAUAAAAAGAUCAAAUUAACUCAAAAUGACGUUUUAAGUAUUUCAAAUCGAAAAUUAGAAACUGAAAUACUGAGAAAUCAACUUUUAAAAGAUAUCAAUUUAAUAUUGACAAAAAUCAAUUCUCUUGAUUCCAAUUGCUUUUGUUCGUGUGAUUUCUUAACUGAAAUUACAUUACCAGAUAACAUCACAUCACUUGGAGGGUUAUGUAUUAGUGGGUGCAAGUCACUCACUAAAAUUACCCUUUCAAAAAAAUUAGAUCGAAUAGACCAAUAUUGCUUUUCUAUGUGUCAGGGUCUAUCAAAAAUUGAUAUUCCAAAUAGCGUAAAACACAUUGAAGAUUACGCUUUUAAUGACAAAUUAAAUGAAGAAGUGAUUGAUGAUGUCAACACAUUUAACAACAGAAGACUAAUGACAGUCAAUUUCCAAAGUCCACUCGCUGUCAUAGAAAAUCACGUUUAUGUCUUCGCGCAAAGUCUCUUUUCUUUUGUUAUAAAUGAUAAAUUUAAGGUGCACAGUGAUGAGAUGAAAACAUUUGAAGUAUCAAAAAAUGUUUGUUUAGAUAUUCCAAGUACUGUUUUAACUAUUGAAAGUCACACUUUUGAAAAUGUAAAACAAUGCUCGAAAAUUAAUUUUGAAAGCGACAUUUUCCAUAUUGGCGAAUUUUCAUUUAAUAAAUUGAUUGAGCCGUUCACUUUUGGCAACUGCAUUUCACUCACAAAAAUUGAAUUGCCAAAAAGUGUUAGAAAAGUCGAAAGCCACGCAUUUGCAGGUUGUGCAAAUCUCGUUGAAAUCAAUUUUUUAGGAUCAAUUGAAACACUUGAAGAAUUCGCGUUCUCAAGAUGUAUAAAAUUGACGAAAUUUAAUGUUUGUGAAUGGAAAGGUUAUAUUGGAAAUGGAUGCUUUUCUAAUUGUGAUAGUUUGAAAGAAUUGAAUAUGCAAGAAGGUGUGACUGAAAUUGGAGAAACAGCUUUUCAAUUAUGCAAGUCACUUUCAAACAUUUUAAUACCACGAAGUGUUACUUCAAUUGGAUUGUUGUGUUUUGAUGGGUGUAUCAGUCUUAAGGAAGUUCGCAUUCCACAAACAACAAAAUUCGUUGCAAGAUACACUUUUUUGAAGAAAACUUUGAUAAUUAAAUAUUAA